AAAAUAAAGUACAAGCCCUAGUGUAACACACUCUAAGUUCUAGAUUUUCUAUCGGAUAUAGGAUAGCGGACUUAUAAUCUGAAGGUAGUUCACCCAAGGUCAAAGUUUGAGGUGGCGUUUCGACUGUAAGUUUACUACGGUUGUGCAACGUGUUUAUAAAGUGUACUGCACAAGAUCUCAAACUAUAAAUGUCGUUAUGAACACCUAUUUUCAGCCAUGUCGUUCUAAGCUUAGAUGUAGAAUCUCUGUAAGAAGUUUUGAGUCAAAUGUAUAUAAGUACUGAAUCGUUUUCAGUCGGAAAAAUGUAAUGGGUAGAGUAGGGGAAGACGAGGGCAAAAUGGACAAUUUCAUUUGGUUGAAACGUAGGCAAAAACUGGGUGAAAUGCAAAAUGGAACAUUCACUUUUUUACUCAAAUGGGAGAUCUUCCCCCAUUUCAGAUUCAGAUGAUAAGGAUAGAAGGCUCUUGUGGCCUGUGUUAAUCCUUGCAAAGUAUAUCUCUGCAGAGAUCUAACUUUUCUUUGAAAGCGUUCACCGAUGGAGCUGAUACUACUGAAUCAGGUAAGGAGUUCCAAUCGUUGACCACUCUGUGAGAUUCAGAUUCAGAUUCAGAUGAUAAGGAUAGAAGGCUCUUGUGGCCUGUGUUAAUCCUUGCAAAGUAUAUCUCUGCAGAGAUCUAACUUCUCUUUGAAAGCGUUCACCGAUGGAGCUGAUACUACUGAAUCAGAUUCUUUAAUACUACAAAUUCGACGGUGAAUUUCAGGCGGAAAAUCUUGACAGUUUAAAAUCACUUCAAGUGCAUUCCAUCAGAUGAAUAGUAAAAGAGCUCUUCACUUCGUUUUCAAAGUUGCCAACCGCAAUGAAACAAUCGACUUUUACAAAAGAGUUCUUGGCAUGAAGGUUUUACGACACGAAGAAUUCAGUGAAGGUUGUAAAGCAUCAUGUAACGGACCUUAUGAUGGAAAAUGGAGUAAAACUAUGAUAGGCUAUGGUGCUGAAGACAGCCAUUUCGUUAUUGAGUUGACCUACAACUAUGGAGUUGGUGGUUAUCAACUUGGAAAUGAUUUUCAAUAUAUUCGCAUUCACAACAAGGCAGCUUAUUCAAGAAUAAUCGAUGGAUCAUGGCCGAUUACGUCGAAAGAAUCAGACAGUGUUAGAGUUGAAGCACCCGGUGGAUAUACUUAUUGUGUGCAUAACUGUGAUGGUGAUGGUGAUCCUGUUCGAAUGGUGGCGUUGGCUAGUUCAAAUCUUCAACGUUCUAUCGAUUACUGGGCUGGUAAACUUGGCAUGACUGUAGUAUCAUCUAAUGGAGAGGAAGCUGUAUUCUCCUAUUCACCGAAUCAAUGUCAUUUAAAGCUGAUUUCUAUUCAUAAGGCUGUAGAUCAUGCUAGUGCAUUUGGUCGUAUCGCUUUUGCUUGCCCUAGUAGUCAGUUACCAGUUUUACAAAAUGUAAUGGAUGCACAGAAAGAGACAAUUCUUACGCGUUUAGUGAGUUUAGAUACACCAGGCAAAGCUACAGUACAAGUGAUUAUUCUCGCAGAUCCAGAUGGUCAUGAAAUCUGUUUUGUCGGCGAUGAAGCAUUCAGACAACUAUCUCAGAUUGAUCCAAAAGCAGAUAGUUUACUUCAAUCGGCAAUAAAUGCUGAUAAAAGUGAUGAAUGGUUCAAGAAACACGGAGGGAAGACAACAAAGUAGAAGUGGUGACUGUUUUUUUCUUCUUGAUUUCCUGGCUGAUCUUUGUACUGAUCUUGCACGUGCGUAAUUUUGUACUGAAUGAGAAGUGGUAUUAUUAUUAUUGAUUUCUUUGAUAACUGUGAUUAUUUAUUCAUUUUAUUGAUCAUCCCGAGUAUUUUGUAUACUUUUUCUCAUUGGUAAAUAUAGUUUCGUAUAUACAGUU
This is a messenger RNA of Trichobilharzia regenti, 1895 nucleotides long. The record is from the annotation of a GenBank genome assembly. Lineage: Eukaryota; Metazoa; Platyhelminthes; Trematoda; Strigeidida; Schistosomatidae.